AUCACCACCGUCGCCUUGUUAUGUUGUCUUCAAUCCGAACCGCUAUGGUGGGCGCUGGUCCCGCCGGCCUCCACACUUGCCCGUUUGCUCCUCGGUCGACCAAACGUCCAAGUGACGACCGAGAAAAGUCUCGACACACACUCACGGACAAGGCGGAAGUCUGGACUUGCAUUCGACACCGGGAUGGCCGACUUGAAGGAAGCUGGCCUGUACGACGAAUUCAUAAAGCGCCCACGCUUUGAUGGAGAAAAUUUGAUCAUCUGUGACAAGAAACUCGCCAAGUAUAUCAGCAUACCGCCAGGCAAAGAAAGUUUUUCAGUAGACGCUCAGAGAUUGACCCGCUCUUUCCUCCGAAAUAUGCUUCUUGAUUUCAUCCCUGAAAAACAACCCAAUGGGGCUGGCACCUACGCUUCAUUGAUGACAACCACAAUUGACCAAGGCACAGAGGGUGGAUUCGACCCUAUUGUUAGCGCCGAUGGUGCAUGGAGUGAAACCCGCAAGCUUCUCUUAGACCAAAUUCCGCAUUACUCUGGAAUUGGUGCACCGGAUUCUUAUUCUCUCACCAAUCGAGGAUCUGUGAUUGCAUACUCUGAUAGAAAGGCGCUUACUGGACAGCAAAUCGGAGAUGGAAGUAUCAAGGUUUCUACUUGGUGCGCGCUGCCAGAAGACUGGAUAGAGAUGGCAACCGGUGACAUGAGCAAGACAGAGGAUGCGAAAAGGACAGUUGUUGAACAUUGUUACGACUGGGAUCCGCGGCUUGUUGAGGAGCCAGUCGCCCGCUCCUUGUUCAUGCUGCCUGUUAGGUGGGAAUGGAGUGAUCGAUCUGGAUUUACGUUGAUCGGUGAUUCUGCGCAUGUCAUGACGCCUGUUGCCGGCGAGGGGGUCAAUCUGGAGAUGCAGGAUGCGUUGGUUUUGUCUCGGGCUAUCAUUUGGGCAUCCAGCUCCCCGGGUGCAACCUCUGUGCUUCCGGUUGAGAUCAAGGAAUCCGAGAAAGACAUGUUCGUUCGUGCCAAGAAGACUGCAGAUCUAACGCGCCAUAUGAUGCAGUGGUGA
Penicillium soppii is the source of this 1053-nucleotide messenger RNA. Its product is annotated as FAD-dependent oxidoreductase. The annotation marks the transcript as partial. Lineage: Eukaryota; Fungi; Ascomycota; Eurotiomycetes; Eurotiales; Aspergillaceae. Gene Ontology annotation, molecular function: FAD binding. The record is from RefSeq and is a predicted model, not a curated record. The transcript has 4 exons.